GGCAAACAUCCACUUCUCCGGCGACCGUUUACCCGCGUCCGAUAGUCAGACAGACAGCUCAGCCUCAUCAGCCAGGAGCUGCCGGACACUCUGCACAGCUCCCCAACCCAACGACGCACAACCAACGAACCACACUCGCACCCCACCGCCCAUCGCCGCGCCCCCGCCCCUCCCUUCGCAGCAGCAACCGCAACAAUGGCGCAAUACCUCCUAGACCUGCUCUACUCUUUGACAACCUGCAUCUCCUGUUUCCCCUCGAGCCCGAACCUCACAAUCAACGCGCGGACCUUCAAGAUCCUCUCGCUCCUCGGGGAGGGCGGGUUCUCGUACGUGUACCUGGUGCGCAGCACAUCCUCGGGCUCAAUCUACGCUUUGAAAAAGAUCCGAUGUCCGUUCGGGCGCGAGUCCGUCUCGCUCGCCGUGCGCGAAGCAGAGAGCUACCGGCAGUUCUCGCAUCCGAACCUUAUCGCGAGCGUGGACUACGCUGUAGUCACGUCGAGUGGGAGGGGGGGCGCAACGGUCGUGGGAAGCGAUGGCGAGGGAGAUCAGGCGGAGAAAACGGUCUAUAUACUCUUGCCGUAUUAUCGGAGGGGUAAUCUGCAGGAUGCGGUAAACGCGAAUUUGGUUAAUCAUACCAAUUUUCCGGAGAGGAUGUUGGUGAGGCUGUUUCUCGGCGUGUGUGAGGGCGUGCGCGCACUGCAUGAGCAUACUGUUUCCGGGCCGGCGGGGGAGGGGGGUGCGGGGGCGGGGGAGGGAGCGGGGGAGGGGGAGGAGCAGUCGGGCAACUCUUCCGCGCCGCUGAUGGGCGGGCGGGCGCCUCCGGAGGCGGCGGGCACACCACGGGCAUUCGCGCACCGCGACCUCAAGCCGGGGAACAUAAUGAUCAGCGACGACGGGGUGACGCCAGUGGUGAUGGAUUUCGGCAGCCUGAGCGCAUCUCCCCUCCACAUCACGUCACGCACGAUGGCGCUCGCCGUGCAAGACAAUGCCGCCGAGACUAGCACCAUGCCGUACCGCGCGCCAGAGCUGUUCGAUGUCAAGACCGGCUCCGUCAUAGACGAGAAGGUCGAUAUUUGGAGUCUGGGAUGCACGCUGUUCUGCGCACUCUAUGGACACUCGCCGUUUGAGCUCGCCACUGAGGAGAGUGGUGGUAGUCUGGCCCUUGCGAUUUGUUCUGGCAGUUACUCGUUCCCGCAGCCGGGAAGGUUGGGCGGCAGGAAGGUCGGCGAGAAGGACGUCAGCGAGUCGGUCAAGAAUUUGGUACGGAUGUGUCUCAAAAUCGAGCCUGCGGAGAGACCGGACAUCAGGAAACUCAUUGCGGAGGUGCAGGCGGUGGUGAAUGAGCUGGAGGAUGAUGAGUGAUAAGUGCGGUUGAUGGGGGCGCGGCUGUAUGAUAAUUAUGUCUGCUCCUUUGGAGGUUUCGUUAUAUGUUCAUGUUGAUGUUUAUCGGGUGCCUUUGUUUGCCUGUUUGCCUGUUUGCGAUCCACGGGUGGUAAUCGUUGAAUGUAGCUCCUUUAGUGGGCCAAAAAAUCGGGGUUUCUUUUCUUCUCUUCGCAAUUAUAUCAAUCAUCAAUCAUCAAGCCAUGUCACUCAACUUCCG
Tricharina praecox is the source of this 1600-nucleotide messenger RNA. RefSeq names its product kinase-like domain-containing protein. Gene Ontology annotation, molecular function: protein serine/threonine kinase activity; ATP binding. Gene Ontology annotation, cellular component: cytoplasm; Golgi apparatus. The transcript has a single exon. The coding region runs from base 196 to 1362 and encodes 388 amino acids. Gene Ontology annotation, biological process: protein phosphorylation; vacuolar protein processing; regulation of vacuole fusion, non-autophagic. NCBI's taxonomy places the organism in Eukaryota, Fungi, Ascomycota, Pezizomycetes, Pezizales, Pyronemataceae. The record is from RefSeq and is a predicted model, not a curated record.